AUGUCGAUCGUUUGGCAGGUCGUUAGUUCGAUUCCUUAUAACAACAGACCUGUUGCUAAGGAUCUUGUUGCCAGUCUUCACAGUUAUUUCACAUCAAAUUUGUUGAUUGCCUUUGCAAUCAUUAUCAGUUUCAAGCAUUUCGGCGGACGACCGAUGGAGUGUAUGUUACCGGUCGGAUUUAAUGGAGCUUGGGAAGAUUAUGCAGAGAACUACUGCUGGGCACAGGAUACAUACUUUGUUCCCCCAGAACAGUUCGUUGAAGAUGUUUCCGUCGAGGAUAGGCGAGAAAGACGUAUCAGUUAUUAUCAGUGGAUGCCGUUCUUCAUACUUUUUCAAGCUGCAUGUUUCAAGGCACCAACUUUGAUAUGGAAGUAUUUUGCUGGUCACUCAGGCAUGAAGGUUGGUGAAAUACUAAGAAUGGCUACGGAUUCUGCAAAUUCUACGCCCGAAUAUCGGAAGGCAAACGUCGAGGCACUUUCUGUACAUCUACAGGGGGCAUUACGAUUUCAUAGGCGGUUGAAGAAGAGGAAACUUGUGCCUCACAAAAUUUUACGCUUCCUUAACGUCAAAUAUUCGUCUUAUUAUGUCGCUUCUGUUUAUAUGGUCGCUAAGUUAGCCUUUCUGGCGAACGUUUGUUUCCAAAUCUUCCUUCUCAGUAGAUAUCUCUUGCCAGAAUAUAAAGGAGAUUUUGGACUGUACGCGUGGAAGAAACUUGUUUUUGAAGAUAUUCGUAACUCGUCUUCUUGGCACACAACUGGUAUUUUUCCUCGGGCCACACUUUGCGAUUUUGAGGUUCGUGACAUGGGAAACGUUCAAAAUCAUACGGUUCAGUGUGUGUUGGUCGUGAAUGUAUUGACAGAAAAGGUUUUCAUUUUAUUUUAUUGUGUUCUUUUGUUAACUUGGUAUGCAAUUCUGACUGCAUUUACGGUGAUAAGUUUUAUACAGUGGCUUUAUUUCUUAUGUGGUAGCUGUUCAAAGGAGCAUUUUUUGUUAAAUCACCUUGAAAUGAGUGAAACCCCAUUUGACAAACGUGAUGACGAAAAUCAGGAAAACGUUGACCGAUUUAUUCACAAAUAUUUGGGUACUGAUGGCUUGUUUGUACUCAAUAUGAUUGCGGUUCACGCAGAUGUUGUUUUUACGACUGAGUUAAUAGCUGCAUUGUGGAAGUCUCACUACGCUAUUGAGGAACAACGAAAUAUCAAUAGCUUAGGCAAUUAUGAAAAAUUAAGAAGACACAGGAGCCUAGACGAUAUUGAAACGGAUUCGAAACGUUAUAUUGACAGCAGUGGAGAGGACGAAAGCGAUGAUAAAAGUGACAAAAACUUGAAGUCAUGCAGCAGAAAGAGUAGUCGUUCAUAG
This is a messenger RNA of Enterobius vermicularis (human pinworm), 1359 nucleotides long. Lineage: Eukaryota; Metazoa; Nematoda; Chromadorea; Rhabditida; Oxyuridae. The record is from the annotation of a GenBank genome assembly.